CCCUUAAGGUCCUGUGUACCCGCCCUCAGGCAGGCACUCUCCCUGAGGCUGUAAUUCACUGCCACUGCCUUGUGCUAAAUCACCUGCAACGCCAUGGACAGGCUGGGAUCACAGUGCCCUCUGCCAGGCUACCCUCGGCCUUCUGUCCUUACAUGCCUCUUGAUCCUGCCAGCUGCUUUUCUGACGUACCCCAUGCUCAGGACCCUUAGCCUGCAGCUCCACUCAGCCAUCACUGGCACCUACGUCUCUGGUGCUCACUCCGUCGUCUUCAUCAACUGUCCCAACGAGCAAAUUGCCAGAGACAUUGCCAGGGCAGUACUGGAGAAGAAGCUGGCUGCCUCUGUGAACAUCCUGCCCAAGGCUUCUUCACUGUAUUUUUGGAAGGGAGAAAUAGAAGAAGCCACUGAGAUCUUGUUGUUGAUAAAGACAAGGACUUCCAAGGUCCCCGUGCUCUCCAGCUAUAUCAGGUUGGUGCAUCCCUUUGAAAUCCCAGAGGUCUUCAGUCUUCCCAUGGAUCAAGGAGAUGUACACUAUUUAAAGUGGCUUGAGGAGGCCAUGGAGGAGGACUGAGUGGGAGAAUCUUCUUGCGCAUCUUGCUAACUGCCUCUACCCUUCAUUGGCUGCACUCUGGCAAGAGUGAGUCUCCUGCCUCCCAGAAUCUGUGGAUUCUCUGUCACUGUCAGCACAGAGGAGCAACCAACCUGUGUAGGCUGAAGGUCCAUGGCUCGAGGCUGGAAGCGAAGGUCGGGGCAGAAAGAACCCAGUGGAAUUUGUCUCUGUUUCAAGGUGGCCAGAGGUGGGAGGGUGAGGAUGGUUGUGUGUACCAAUGAAGAGGUGACAGUGAGGAUGAAGUUUGUCAUCUUUAGUCACCAAGCCUAUCUCAAAUGCCUGAGGUGUGACUGGUCUCCUGCUUCUUAUGGGGAGGAAUAGAUCCAGUGACCUUGUUCACUUGGAAGUGUAUGGGAUGAAUGCCUCCUUCUCAAGGGGCUAGCAAGUUCUUUGUUCAAAAGGAUGAAUUGUAAUGGUGGAAUUUCAGAGAUCAGCAGGAUUAUUUUUCCUAAAGAGGCUUUUGUUGCUCUGGAGUCUUGAGGUGGCACUGAGGAUUAGGGCUUAAACAUGGCCUCAUGGGUUGGCAGUAAGUCUUGGCUCCUUCUUAGUCUGAAUGUAAUAGAUGUCAGAAGGUUCUGGUGCCCUGCUCAGGGAAGAUGUAGGUUCUGAGCACAGAAUCUAAGCCCUGGGAACCUGUUAGACCAGUUUUCACAUUUGCUGUACAGAGCUCCAGGGGUUGACAGAGGUCCCUGGGGCUGCCUGGUGGAGGGUAAGAGCUAGAGGCCCCCACCGACUCUCCUGUCAGUGCACUGUGACUUUGCUUUUUAAGCUUGAGCUCCCCUACAAGAUUUGGGUGUGUUUGGGGGGGGGGGCGGAAUUUUCUUUGUCAAAAGUUAGUAAAUCACUGCUCUAAGCUAGUCUCCAUUUUAUUACUAAAGAAAACAACUUAUAGAUGCCCAGAAAGGCUGUGGCAUGUUGUUACACGUGGUACUUCUGUGGCUGCUCAUGCCGUGUCGGCUCCAUGGUGAAAGAGCAUAGGGAAGGCAAGGAAUGCUGAGUCCUAGCCGUGAGAAGAGAGACUUGACCCAGGCCCUGCCCAUGAAUCUGUCACAAAGUUAACUCCAUUUUGUGGGGACCACAGGCCAUUAGGGCUGGGAACCACAGACAGCUGUGGUAUGCUGGUCUCCUACAGGAAAACAUGUGUGUGAAGUUCUGACACCUGCUGUGCUUCGCCCACCUUAGUACUCCCAGAUAUGAAAUGGGGAAGAUGUCCAAGGACCCAUCUGUGAAGACCUUAUAGGAACUGUAGGAUGAGGCCCUUCCAAGGGUUCAGAGGAUGCCAGUGGGGAUUUGGGAGGCUGUCUGGGGAAAAGAAUAGAGAAUGCUAACGGUGAUGUCCCUUGCUUUUUCUAACAGAUCAGUUUCUGACACAUAUACAAAUCUUGUAUAAAAUAAACACUACUUAAAAUGCAUUAUGGUGCCCUGUUGAUUGUCUGUAUUGCUUUUAGGAUAAAGACCAAUUUGUAGGUCUAGAUUUCAAGGCCCUUCAGAACAUUGCCUCAGUUCACCUCUUCCAUCAUCGUUGCCCUCAGACAGAUGGCUCCCCUGCAUUGUGUGAUGUUAUUCUUGUGUUCAUGCCAUCCCCUCUGCCUGGAGUACCCUUUUGCUUGAAUGCUUGUGACACAUGGCUGCUUCUAUGGAAGCUUUGGCUCCCCAGCUAGGACUGUCUCCUGCCCUGGUGUUCCUUUUAUCUUUGUGCAUUACAGUGCCCUUGUAUUGCUGGGUCAUGACCUGCUUGAGGUCAGGGGCAUGUCUGAACCUGUUUGAUCUGUUGUACGGAAUUUGGCAAGUGUCUUCCCCAGUUGAUGUUUCAAGGAUUUAGACAAUGGAUGCUUUCUCUAGAGUACAUGGUUUAAGUUGUGGAAUUGGUGAAAUCUAACUUUUUUCCUUGAACUUUAUUAAAGGGGGAUUAAUUUCAAA
Messenger RNA from Heterocephalus glaber (naked mole-rat), 2529 nucleotides. Its product is annotated as protein CutA homolog. Lineage: Eukaryota; Metazoa; Chordata; Mammalia; Rodentia; Bathyergidae. The record is from RefSeq and is a predicted model, not a curated record. Gene Ontology annotation, molecular function: copper ion binding. Gene Ontology annotation, biological process: response to metal ion.